This is a messenger RNA of Erinaceus europaeus (western European hedgehog), 1007 nucleotides long. Its product is annotated as MKI67 FHA domain-interacting nucleolar phosphoprotein-like. The transcript has a single exon. Gene Ontology annotation, cellular component: nucleolus. NCBI's taxonomy places the organism in Eukaryota, Metazoa, Chordata, Mammalia, Eulipotyphla, Erinaceidae. The record is from RefSeq and is a predicted model, not a curated record. Gene Ontology annotation, biological process: maturation of LSU-rRNA from tricistronic rRNA transcript (SSU-rRNA, 5.8S rRNA, LSU-rRNA). Gene Ontology annotation, molecular function: RNA binding.
CAGGGGACUUCCACCAUGCAGGUGUUUGCUGGCCCAGCUAAACCGCUCCUGUCACUGAGCCCGAAGGAUGAUACCAGAUUUCAGAAGGAGGUGGUGCAGGUUCGCCGGCGGGCGGUCCCGCAACAGAAGAAAGAAAAACCUGCUUCCGGAGUGAUCUAUGUGGGACACUUACCUUCAACAAUUUAUGAAUCCCAGAUCAAGCCCUAUUUCUCCCAGUUUGGCGCUGUUAAAAGAUUCAGGCUAUCCAGAAGUAAAAGGACUGGAAAUAGCAAAGGCUAUGCCUUUGUGGAGUUUGAAUCUGAAGACGUUACCAAAAUUGUGGCGGAAACAAUGAACAACUACCUUUUUGGUGAAAGGCUUUUAAAAUGUCAUUUUGUACCGCAUGAAAAAGUACACGAAGAGCUUUUUAGAAAUUGCUGUGUCCAGUUCAGAAAACCAUCAUUCCCUGCAGUGAAACGGUACAACCAUGACCGGUCACUUCUUCAAAAGCUACAGAUGGCGUGGAGAUUUCAAAAGAAAGAAAACCUACUCAGGAAGAAACUGGCUAAGAAAGGAAUUGAUUAUGAGUUUUCUCCAUUGAUUUUACAUUAGAAGGGAAAAAAAAGUGCUUCAUCUGCUGAUUCAGACAUGUCUACAAAGAGUCAGGUUUUACCAAAGAAAAAGAUCUCAGUUAGUUCUGACACUCCUAAGAAGACUGUGGAUAGCCAGUCUUCCACACCAGUAUGCACACCAACAUUUUUGGAAAAACGAAAAUCUGAAGUGGCUGAAAUGAAUGACGAUGAUGACGAUAACGAAAUAGUUUUCAAACAGCCUAUACUUGGUGUCAAAGAAGAAACACAAGAUACUCUGGCACCUACACACGCAAGGAAAAGAAGGCGAAAAAGCAAUCAGUGAUUCUGAAUUGUACAUGCAUAUAUAAGUUUGUAUGUGUUCUGAGAAAUUGUAUUUUGUUAUGAAGAAUGGUUGUAUUUAACCAGAUACUAUGAAAUGCAAUCAUUGACCAGGAA